Molecule: messenger RNA, 2207 nt
Organism: Tetranychus urticae (two-spotted spider mite)
Lineage: Eukaryota; Metazoa; Arthropoda; Arachnida; Trombidiformes; Tetranychidae
Gene: gzl
Product: godzilla E3 ubiquitin protein ligase
Source: RefSeq, a predicted model, not a curated record
AAUCAAGUUACUCAACUCUACCUGGUGAAAAUGGAUAAAUAUACAAAAUUAUUAGUAAUUUAAUUAUCUCUAGGGUUGACUUUUAUUGUUAAUGUUAUUUAUUUAAUUAUCAAUUGCUUGAUCUGAUCAUUUCGCAUCAACUGCCCUCUACACUCAGCUUUUUAAGUUGAGUUUAAUCACUCUAUUGAGUGAACUGUUAUUACGCUUUGUUUACUGUGGAUAGCACGAAUCAUGAGCCUUCGUUUUUUCAUCACACACUGGUCAAUUCCAUUAACCAUCCAUUUCAACCGUCUUUUAAUCGUUUUAUUUUUUUCUCUUAACCUAUGGAUCGUUAAAGGUGAAAUUGAAGUGAGGAACAGCCAAAAUGUAACUAUAGAAGUCUUAAAUGACUUUGAAAUGAGUUAUGGUAAGCCUGUGCCUUUGGAAGGUAUCAAUGCCCGUCUGGUUCUGGCACAACCUGAAUAUGCCUGUGAACCAAUUGCUGGUCCUCCAAAGAAUUUUAAUGACACUAUGAAAUGGUUUGUAUUAAUAUACCAGUACCCUUGUAACAUUCGCCAGAAGAUGAGUUAUGCAUUACAAGCUGGAUUUGAUGGUGUUAUCAUUGUGGUACGUGAUCCUGUAAGGAAAUUGAAUUUAACAUCACUAGCUGUCAAUCCUGACCACAAUAACAGUUACAAUGGUUUCUACGAUUAUGUUGACCCAUUGUUCAUUUCACCUAUUGGUUCCACUUACCCUAUACAAGCACUGUUGAUUUCCAAUGCCGAUGGAUCUUUACUGAUUAAUGAUUACACUUACGACAAAGAUUAUCAUGUCUUCAUUACUUCCAACCUGCCAUUUGAUAUAAAUACGUAUCUUAUGCCAUUUGUCAUCAUAAUCGGCCUCUGUAUAAGUGUGAUGUUCUGUUUCAUGGUUUUGCAGAUUAUUAGGUGCAUACGUAACCAUCGCAGAGGAAAUAAACAUCGAUUAAAGAAAAAAUAUCUCAAGCAAAUCCCAACAGCAAAAUAUCGCAAAGGAGAGCAGUUUGACACUUGUGCAAUUUGCCUGGAUGAAUACAUUGAAGGAGAAAAAUUGCGAGUCCUGCCUUGUGGACAUUCAUACCACAUGAAAUGUAUCGACCCAUGGUUAACUAAAAACCGAAAAGUUUGUCCUGUUUGUAAGGGUAAAGUAGUAUUACCUGGAAUGAGCGAGGAUAGCGACUCAGAAAGGGAGGCGGAAGGAAAUGAAGACAGUGCCAAUGAAAGAACACCUCUAAUCAAUAAUUCCAAUUCAGAAGCAUCCACCUCUACACAUAGACUAACUGGUCACAGAUCGUCAUUGUCUAGGUUUCGUUAUAUUGAUCGUAGUACCCAAGUUAACCCAUCAAAUCGUAACUCAUCUAUACUUACCAGUGUGGAGGCUGAUAUCACACCCAUCACAUUGGCUCCUGAACAUUCUGUUAACUGUGCUAUCGAUUCCGAACCUGUAUCGGGAAGCACCACAAAUAAUGCCAAUCGUCCUUCUAGAAAUCGCCAGACUGUCAGUCAAAUUAAUAAUAAUGGUAACACUAGUAACACCUUGAGUGAAACUAAUGGUUUAAGUAAUGGAGCCUCAUCGAGUGUGCGAAAUACAAUAACACAGUCUACUAAUACAAAUCGUUCAACAACCAAUCAUGAUAUUAUUGUUUGAAAAAGAUAUACAACAAAGCAAAUAUUAGCUACCAGGUGAUGAUGUUGAUACAUUUUAAAAUUUGUAAUAUUGUAAAAAUCUCAACACUUAGAGAACUAAAUCAAGGAGAAAAAAAAUGUUCAAUCACACCAAUCCAAGAAAUCAGGAGAUGAAAGCUAAGCUCACCAUUUUUCUACUCCGACAGUCAUUGGCCCAUCCAUUGUUUUCUUUAUUUUUUUCAUUUUCCAUGAAUUGUUUAUUUUAACAAAAAAAAGAGUUGAUUGUGAAUUCUCUGCCUUUUGAAAGAAUUGCUCUCACCUCUGUAUAGUCAUUCAAUGAAAUGUUAAUCUCUCAUCAUUGUUGUAAAAAUUUUUAUAUUAAAUUUUUUUUCUCUCCUAAAGCAAAAUUAUAUCAUGUAAUGUAAACCACAUUGUUGUUAUUAUCACACAAACUAUUUCAUCUUACUAGAGAGCUAAAUCACAAGAAAAAUAAUGCUAAACCUAUUUAAUCAUGAAGUACACAUCAUUGUCCGAACUUAUAAAUAAAUUCUUCAUCCUCAUCAA